Messenger RNA from Lolium rigidum, 621 nucleotides. Its product is annotated as glucan endo-1,3-beta-glucosidase-like. Lineage: Eukaryota; Viridiplantae; Streptophyta; Magnoliopsida; Poales; Poaceae. The record is from RefSeq and is a predicted model, not a curated record. The transcript has 4 exons. Bases 1 to 525 code for a protein of 174 amino acids.
AUGAAGAGAAAGGAGCUGAUCAUGAACCGUUUUUUGAUCUUUGCAUGGUUCAUUGUCUGCGCAGGAGGCGUCAGGCCGCUGGAGAAGGUGGAGUCGACCACGCCGAUCCCUACCCUGUCUCCUCCCGAAGGAAACACGACGUUCAUCGACGGCGUCACGUGGUGCGUCGCCCGUCCUGGAGUCCCCCAGGAGGACCUCCAGAACGCGCUGGACUGGGCGUGCGGCCAGGGUGCCGCGGACUGCUCGCCGCUGCAGCCCGGCGGCCACUGCUACCAGCCCAACACGCUCCUGUUGCACGCCUCCUACGCCUUCAACAUCUUCUACCAGCAGAACGGCAACUCCGACAUUGCCUGCAACUUUGGCGGUGCUGGAUCCAUCACCAAGAGGGACCCAAGUUUCGGGCCAUGCAAGUUCCUGGCAUCUGAGACUUCUGCUGCUUCAGCGCUGCUGUUGAGGAGCACGCAGAUGAUCGGUGCUGCUUUUCUGACCGUGCUUCAGCUGAGAGUUUUCCAAGCUGUGUACUGAGCGCCGUGUGUCGGUGGAUGGAUGGCUUUGGUGCUGCCAAAGUAUCUAGUGAGAGAUUAACAAUGCCCUGGACUAUGGUGGUUUCUUUUUUGCACU